UCAGAGUGUGUGCAUUCCUUUUUGCUCCCUCCCUUUAAAAUCCUAUUUAUAGAAGGCCUACUUUCAGCUUUGGACUGAAACCUGUUUGACAGCAGUUUAAAGUGUGCUGUGUGAACUGAGAGCUAUCUCCUUAAUUGCCUUUGCGUGACUUAUGCUAUUGCAAGACCUACCUCUUACCCUCAAAGGUGCAUCCUUUCAGACACACUUUAAGGUCCAAAAUUUUACCAAAAAGUCCACGCUGUCAGCAAAACAUUUAUGUUUACCUCAGCACUCAACUUGCCUGACCGGCAUGUGCAGUACAGGCCUUAUCACAUGUAAAUCUGGGGAUUCCUUACUUCCCCCUACUGACUAUAUCCUCUUCCAACUUGACAUAUAUAAGUGUGCUGCAGCGUCUUUCAUGAAUCAAUACUCUCUAUAGCCGCACACUUUUUGUAGGUCUGAUUUAAGCCUUGAUUUAUUUCAGGAAAUUAAUAAGAAAACAUGUCAAAGCAAAGCUAUGCCGACUAAAGUCAACCAGGAGGCUGUGAACGGGAGACCUGUGAUCGGUAUUUUGACUCAGCUAGUUUCAGAUGAAGUCAUGAAGCCAUUCGGGAGGACCUACAUUCCUGCCUCCUAUGUGAAAUACAUCGAGUCUGGGGGCAGCAGAGUGAUGCCUAUCAAAUUAACUCAUACAACUGCUGAAUAUGAAGACAUCUUCAGGAAGAUAAAUGGCCUGAUUUUCAUCGGUGGAGCUGUAGAUUUGGAGGCGUCAGACUAUGCCAGGGUGGCCAAGAUUUUUUACAGGCUCGCUCUGACAGCCAACGAUGCCGGAGACUUCUUCCCUAUCUGGGGUACAUGCAUGGGCAUGCAGCUGCUGACUGUGCUGGUGGCCGGAGAAAAUCUCUUGACCAACACCACAGCUGAGAAUAUAGCACUGCCCCUGAACCUAACUGAAGAGGCCCACUCCAGCAGGAUGUUUGAGGGUUUCCCCAGUGAUCUUAUGAAGGCUUUGACCCAAGAACCCCUCACUGGCAAUUUUCACCACUAUGGAGUUACAUUGAAGACCUUCGAGGAAAAUGAGAAGCUGCAGAGUUUCUUCUCCAUUUUGUCGACAAAUGUUGCUGAAAACGAUGCCCGCUUUGUCUCAACUAUUGAAGGUAAGAGAUAUCCCUUCUAUGGAGUGCAGUGGCAUCCAGAAGUGAAUCGCUUUCAGUGGAGCAGCAAGCUGAACUUUCCUCACUCCUUUAACGCUGUCCGGCUGUCGUCUCUCCUGGCUGAGUUUUUUGUCAAUGAAGGAAGGAGAAGUUUACAUCAGUUUGACAAUCCUGAGGAAGAGGCUUCGUCACUGAUUUACAACUACACGCCAGUCUUUGCUGGAAACUUCACAGGAUACGAGCAGAUCUACUUCUUCUGAAAUCCUCUGGCAUCUGACUGUGUGGGUGUGUGUGUGUGACGCAGCUGCACAGGCACACAACGUCUUCUGAGUUUUAAUCAUCUAAAAAUGAUUCAGAAUGCAUUUCAUGACACUUUUGGCACCAGAACUUUUAGUUUUAUCAUUGUAAAUGAACUGUGAAUACUUUAAUGUCAUGUUGCUGUUAUCAAGCUGCUUAUUUGCAUAAAUCAACUUUUAAAAAGGGCUUCUUUCUGUUUUUAAGCCCUUUGUAGUACAACAUCUGGAUUGGUGCUUUCCAAGGCUAACAUUUAGGAAACUAUGGUCAUGUCCUCUUUGUAUGCAUGACCUUACAAUUGACAUGACUGCAGUCUUUAGUUAAC
Scomber scombrus (Atlantic mackerel) is the source of this 1752-nucleotide messenger RNA. RefSeq names its product gamma-glutamyl hydrolase (gene gghl). Gene Ontology annotation, cellular component: vacuole. NCBI's taxonomy places the organism in Eukaryota, Metazoa, Chordata, Actinopteri, Scombriformes, Scombridae. The record is from RefSeq and is a predicted model, not a curated record. Gene Ontology annotation, molecular function: gamma-glutamyl-peptidase activity. The transcript is spliced from 10 exons. Gene Ontology annotation, biological process: tetrahydrofolylpolyglutamate metabolic process.